UUCAAUCAUCUCGCCAUGCGAGUGCUCAUAUUAUCCGCCGUUCUCGCGAUGACGUCAGCAGCCAAAGUAACAUGGCAGCCAAACACUAAUUACAAUAUCCCUUCUAAUUUCGCUGACGGAAAAUUGCCUUGCUCCAAAGAAACAGUUAUAUUUCCUGAAACUAUACAAGGCUCUGUGCAGAUUCAAGGCGACGUUGCUGCUCAAGAAUUUAUAUUCCCUGAAACUGGUGACAUAAUACUAGAUGGAACACUGUCCAUUGGUGCAAACGACAAGGAACAAUGUUCGGAAGGCAACAAAUACUUCAUUGAUAAAACUGUGUCAUCGUGGGCUGAUCCCGAUGUGUGGUAUUCACCGUUGUUCAACGAAGCAACUCCAGACGCAGAGAGAGUCCCAUGCAUAGGUGAUACUGUCGAUUUUCCUGUAAAUUCGACAUUUGGAAUAAAACUACCCGAAUUAACACAAACUGUUAAAAGAUUGAUUGUAAGUGGAGAAAAUUAUAACUUAUAUUCUUUCCUUCGUCAUAUUCUGAGACAAGAAGACGGCCCGCAACAGUUUUAUACAAGUCCAAACAAGGGCAUUGGAAUAAAGAUUAAAGAAGAUGGCUGUCGGUCACCAAUCAAAGGUUGCCCUUGUCAACAAUAUCCAUUGAAGAUUAAUUGUGACUUGAAAUUUUGUCCUGUGCCUCAAUGCUUAUAUCCUAUCAAGCCAAUCGUUUGCUGUAAAAUCUGUGGAGGUGCAAUUUCAUUUGAAAGAGACCAAAAUUUUAACUUGAUGAUGUUCAAAGAUAUAGUUGAAAGAGUUGUUGCGUCUUACAAUGAAGAUAAUAUAGUAUAUCAUAUUGGAAUCGUUGCUAAUAAUAUAGUCCAGUUAGUUGUCACGGAGAAAUAUGAAUAUAAAGGUCAGAGCGCGAUGGUAGCACAUGAUGUGAAUGGUCAAAUACUUAAAGGUUGGGCCUCUGGAGUGCAAGCAUUAUCUCUGAGUGGCGGUCCUCUUUCUGAUGCUAACUAUGGGUUAAAAAUUGCAUUUUCCAUGUUGUUUGUAGUGAUUGCAGUAUUCGGUGUGCUCUACGCUUAUUAUUAUAAGAUACCGACGCCUAGGAUUUAUCUACCGACAAUCCCGUCGUUUGGUCGUGGUUCGACAGCGGGUCUGCUUUCCAGAUUCGAUAGACGAACAGAGAGUAUAGUUUCUCUGACGAGAAGAGAGUCGACAGUCACUGUGGCCUCGUCUGCAGGUGUGGGAACAGCGUUUAGGAAUCCUUUGUACAGUUCGAAAAGGGGGCGUGUUGAUGUCGUGGAGUCUGAAGUUGAUAAUGACAAUAUGUGAAACUGAAAUGUGUAACGGUUUGUCAUGAAACUCAUGAAUAAACUUGUAUUUAUAAAAAGUUUGUGUGUGUACCUACCAGGAUACAGUACGAUUAACAUCAGUUAACGAUUCGGGUUUUAUCUAUCUUGCUCGCACUUAUGCGGUCCUGAUAAGAGCCGAAGCCGAAGGGUAAAAACCGAAUCGUUAACUGAUUUUAAUCGCACUUGUACACUAUUAUUUUAUGAACAUUUUUACUAAGUCGUUCAAAUUACUUGUAAUUUAAAUUCUUGUGCUGUGUACCAUUAAUCAUGGUGGAAGAGUUACCUGAAAUUAUUAACUUUCCUCUCAGCAUAUAUUCAGAAUUUGAGCUAAGUUUGGGCACGCGAUGGAACUAGUGCAUAAUAAACUGGCAAUGAAUCACACCCAGGCCCGCCUAUCCGCCACUAGGACAUGUCCGCCGGUAUAAAUCAACUUAGUCCUCCGUACAAUGCAUCCCGAUUGCGUAAAAUGUCGUAUAUCAUAUCAAACUCUUGAUCAGAUACGUCCUAUUUCGUUAGAGUGAAAAAGACCUGAUUUAUAUACGCUAUUAUUAAAAUAACCUUGCGCAAGAAUUUGUCGCUUUUAAAUUCAAAUAGGGAUUUAAAUUGCGAAGCAGUAUAAGCUGUUCCAGCUGUGAGAUUCUCUAAGGUAGACAUGUUGUACUUAUGUUGUAUGUUGUAGUGUUGUUGCUCCGUCUGUACUUUUCACUCUGUUCUUUUUUGAAAUACGGGGGAAAGUAGUAGGCAAACUAGUGAAUGUUUUUUUUUAUACAUAAAAUUAUUCUCCUGAAACUUAAAACUAAUUUUUUUUUCUAUAAGAAAAUCGGGCGUUCUUGCGUCUGUAAAAGAAUUGAGGGACUGAGGGGGACCUUCUUGAUAAUGUUAAUUAAUAAUUACCUAUGGCUAUGGACAAUUUGGCAUUAUAGAAGAGAGAUUUAGGAGUAUGCUAAGCAGUGAUUCAUAAAGGGCAUGAUAACGAUAAAUACGAUUAAUGUAGGCAUGGUGAAAUAUGAUCUACAAAAUAAAUUUAUAGCAAGUAUGUAUUUGACUAUCCAAAGGCCUCAGGGCAAUGGUUUCUAGGAACAAAAUAUGAUGCGUCACAAUUUGAUUAAUUCAGGUAUGAUAAAAUAUGCGCCGAUAUUUUCAUAAUGAAAUUUUCAGUAGGUAAUAGGUGAUUUUAGUUAUUAUAUUAAUUUGUACGGAUUCUCCCAAUUUAAAAUGAAAUUAGCAAUGAAAAUAGCGUUUGCAUAAAGGACGGGAGCGGGAACCCGAUCAAUAGGGUUCGGUUACUUUAUUUUAUAUUGUACACACUAUACUUAAUAUUUUUUAUGCAAUCUAUUCGGAUCCAAGAAGAUGUUUUUAUUUCAUUAAUAGAAAAAUACUUCCACAUGUGUUCAUUUUCAUUCAGUCACCAAUGUUC
Leguminivora glycinivorella is the source of this 2760-nucleotide messenger RNA. It is a transcript of the gene Amnionless, whose product is annotated as protein amnionless. Gene Ontology annotation, cellular component: apical plasma membrane; endocytic vesicle. Gene Ontology annotation, biological process: receptor-mediated endocytosis; intracellular protein localization. Lineage: Eukaryota; Metazoa; Arthropoda; Insecta; Lepidoptera; Tortricidae. The record is from RefSeq and is a predicted model, not a curated record.